AAUUAGUAGCUAGGAGGGUAAAAUAUGUAGCAACCUUGGCCCAUUCUAUUUUCAUACGCUUCUGACAACUGGUGGUUUUGUAAUAGUAACAGUCCAUACUUGAUCUAGAAGACCCAGAAUUACUAGCUUCCCAUCUUGCCCAAAUAGAUGUCUACUCUGCUAUAUAAAUACCUAGUGGAAACCUUAGCUACCAUGUUUCCACCACUAUAUUUACUGCUUUAUGGUGCCAAAUCAGGAUCAGUACACUACUUUCCAGAACAAAAUCAUUCAUGGCAGUGAAGGAAAGCAACACAAGCCAAAAUAUUCAGCUGCAGCAGCAGCAGCAACAGCAGCAGCAGCAGCAAGAAGCUUGUGAUCCUUGCAAGUCUUUUGGCCAAAAGUGCAGUCACUUGGUCAAGAAACAGCGUGCCAAAUUCUACAUUCUUCGCCGCUGCAUCGCCAUGCUUUUGUGUUGGCAUGAGCGUGGUGAGACAUAAUAAUACCAAGGCCUGCCACAGUAUCAUCCAUCCCUUUCUCUAUCAUUGUAACAUAAAGAGGGUACUAUAUUACUACUAUGUCACACUGCAAAUUGUUACUUUUUCUAAUAGGAUUAUUAUUGCAUUCUGUGUAAUUACGUCCAGCUAACAUGUGAAAGAGAUUAGAUCUGUUUCAACUUUCGCAACCACUAUUGAGUAGAUCUUCUUUUUCACGUGUCAAGACGCUCUCAAACUUGCACAUAUGUUACAAUGUUGGAGGUUUGGUUAGCUCAUUGGGAGCUUAAGUCGCUAUUCAUCCCCAUCUUUCUCCUUGAGAGUAAUUUGUUUUGUCUUUUUCAGUUUCAAAUGAGGAAAAAAGGGCUUUCACUGGUUGUCGUAAUGAUCCAGGGCAUCAUCGGAUUCAACUGUUGAUUUCUUUGUUUGCAUAGAACCAUGUCUUUAUAUUUCAUCUGCCCAGAUUUUAUAAACAAACUUUACCAUAUAUAAUCAGAGAUCUCGGGUGGUAGGUGAGAACCAAACCAGUGUAAUCAAUCACUGCUCCUAACUUUUGCUUCUUCGAUGCAUAGUUCUCACGGAAGAUACCAAUUGGAAACUAACUUGGCGUGAUGUUUGUCUCAACUUCAAUUUGCGGUGAAACCAUUGCACGUGUAUGCAGAAAUAUAUUUGUUGUCUUUAUUUAAUAGGAAGAAAUUGAGCUAUCCAAAUUUAAUUUCCUUCACCUGGCCCUGCUUACAAACG
This is a messenger RNA of Vigna umbellata (rice bean), 1214 nucleotides long. Its product is annotated as small polypeptide DEVIL 16-like. The record is from RefSeq and is a predicted model, not a curated record. Gene Ontology annotation, biological process: negative regulation of cell population proliferation. Lineage: Eukaryota; Viridiplantae; Streptophyta; Magnoliopsida; Fabales; Fabaceae.